CAGGCAGCAUCCAGUGCGUGAAAUCAGUCCGCUGCAAGAUCUCCUUCACAUUCACCGGCCAGCACUCACUCUCAUUGCGUGGAGGUGCCGAGGAGGAUUCCCGGGCACUGGCGACAGUCACCUCGUUGUAUCGCCCCGGCAGGGCUGGACGGGGUGGAGUGAACACGGUGGUACACAGUUAUGUAUCCCAACAUGUCGCCGUGUAGCUUGUGAUGCCUAGACCAGCUCCGGGCAGAGCACCGGACAAAUUUUACACGAUUGCACAAACGAUGUUGCUGAUUUCCAUCCGUGAGCCACAUGAAGAAACAAGGAGGGUGGGGGUGGGAGCUGAUGUGGUCAUCUACAGCACCGCCUCUUCUUUUCGACCAGGUUUAAUCUUCCAUUCUUUUCAAGGGAUCGAGAGACUUGAGUGAAGAUGAUCAAAACGGAGUCUCAGUCGGCCACCUCGCUGCCACCGGAUUCCAUGGACAUCAUACACAGGCAGACCCACAUCCGCCGAGUGAGGCUCAACGUCGGGGGUCUUCUCCACGAAGUCCUGUGGAGGACGCUGGACCGCCUGCCCCGCACCCGUUUGGGUAAACUGAGGGACUGCGACACCCAUGACUCUAUCAUGCAGAUAUGCGACGACUACAGCUUGGGGGACAGCGAGUACUUUUUCGACAGACAUCCCGGCGCUUUCACCUCCAUCCUGAACUUCUACCGCACCGGGAAGCUUCACAUGAUGGAGGAAAUGUGCGCCCUCUCGUUCAGCCAAGAGCUGGACUUCUGGGGCAUUGACGAGAUCUACCUGGAGUCCUGCUGCCAGGCCAGGUACCACCAGAAAAAGGAGCAGAUGAACGAGGAGCUGAAGAGAGAGGCCGAGAAUAUGAGCGAGAGGGUCGGAGAGGAGUUUACAACCACGUGUUGUUCCGAAAAGAGGAAGAAGCUCUGGGACCUCUUGGAGAAACCAAGCUCAUCAUUUGCUGCUAAGAUCCUGGCCAUUAUCUCCAUCCUCUUCAUCGUGUUGUCUACCAUUGCCUUGUCUCUGAACACCCUUCCAGAGCUGCAGGACAUAGAUGAGUUUGGUCAUUCCACAGACAACCCGGAACUGGCCCACGUGGAAGCUGUGUGUAUUGCCUGGUUUACCAUGGAGUACCUGCUUCGCUUCCUCUCCUCCCCCAGCAAGUGGAAGUUCUUUAAGGGUCCGUUGAACAUAAUAGACUUGUUGGCUAUCUUGCCAUACUACGUCACCAUCUUUUUGACUGUAUCCAACAAAAGUGUGCUGCAAUUUCAGAAUGUCCGCCGCGUGGUUCAGAUCUUCAGGAUCAUGCGGAUCUUGCGUAUUUUGAAGCUGGCUCGUCAUUCGACAGGUCUCCAGUCUCUGGGUUUCACGCUAAGGAGGAGCUACAAUGAGCUGGGCCUGCUUAUCCUUUUCUUGGCCAUGGGCAUCAUGAUCUUCUCCAGUUUGGUGUUCUUUGCCGAAAAGGAUGAAGAGGACACCAAGUUCAAAAGCAUCCCAGCUUCUUUUUGGUGGGCUACCAUUACUAUGACAACGGUAGGCUAUGGAGAUAUAUACCCCAAAACUCUACUGGGGAAGAUAGUUGGAGGAUUGUGCUGCAUUGCCGGAGUACUGGUGAUAGCCCUGCCUAUCCCCAUUAUUGUAAAUAACUUCUCUGAGUUUUACAAAGAGCAAAAGAGGCAGGAGAAAGCCAUCAAAAGAAGGGAGGCUCUGGAGAGGGCUAAGAUCAAUGGCAGCAUUAUUUCUAUGAACAUGAAAGAUGCAUUUGACCGCAAUGAAGAACUCAUGGAUAUAAUAGUGGAAAAUGCUGGUGAAAAAAAGGAACAGAUACAUGACAAUCAUGUGUCUCCUAGUAAGCAGAAAGUCACACUCAAACUCAGGUCGCAGAUGAGGCCCAGCAGCCCCCCCAUGGCCCUCGAAUCAAGCUACCAAGAGCAGACCAAGCCCUCUAGCAACCCUCAGUAUCUCAGCACACAGACACUGGAGGAGAUGUACAAUACAAUGGCCAACACCCAGCCACAUCCCAACCUUGACAGCGAGGAAAAGGGGCCGCCCUCCAAAGCAGUUUGGCAGAGAACAGAAAUAGAGAUGGGGAGCAUCACCGCAGAAGCAAUCACAAACAAAGCAGAAACGUUGGCAGACAUGAGGAGCAUGUCCAGCAUUGACAGCUUCAUCAGCUGCACAACUGACUUCCCUGAAAGCUUUCGCUUUUCCCAAAGCCCCAUCAGCAGCAUGCCGGCGAAGGUCAGCACCCGCCCCAGCCUGGAGCCCACUUUGGAGAAUGUGCAUGAAGAAUCCCAGGGCGCCAAUACACCCCAGACUGAACGAGGCACGAAGCUCGGCCCGCGUGCAGAGAGUCCUGGGGCUCUGCGCUUCAACAGCCUGCUCAAAAGACAGUCCCUCAAGGUCAACUCUAGAGAUGGGGAGGAAUUAGGGACAGGGGCCCUCUCUGACAGCUCAUCAGUCCAGAGCCCUGAGGUGUCGGUCUACACAACUGCCAGAAGUAGGACACCCAGUAAGAGCCCGGAGAAUGUACUCUCCAGCAGCCUCUUCACAUUCCACGAUACGUCCAUCAAUAAAUUCAUUGACGCUGACACAGAUGACGAUGAGCACAUGCAUGACGGUUCGGGGAUCCGUCCCUCCCAAAGAUUCCUGGAAGGAACAAGCUCCAGGUUGGGCCAUCACUCCAGUUUCCAGCAAGGGAAGCUGGGGAACCGCACGCUACCGUUAGAAAGGCAGGAGAACCAUGUGGGUCAGGAGCUACAACCACUUCAAGAUACAAUGAAGCAGAGGCCCUGAAUGAAACAUGCAAGAGAGGAGGGCGCAAAAAGGGAAAUGUUCAGAAGCACAGCAAAAGACAGAUAAAGACAGUGAACAUAUUUACAAAAGCAUUAAUAGAAGUUCACCACAAAAUGUGUCUGACGUGGAAAUAGCUGCGGACAGUGAGACAGUGUUUUGCUCUUUUUCUAGGACUCUUGAAUUAAUCAGUUCAGCAAAAGACUAAUCCAUUUUUUCAUUUGGCACGGAUUGCCUUUCCGAACAUUUUGACUAUUUAUACAUUUACUUCAGUCCAGAUUGACAUAAUAAUACCAACAUAGUUGUAAGACUAGACCAAUUGAACCGUUUUUUUGACAUCCCUGGAUAAAGCAAUAGAAAAGCUGUCCAAGUCAAAGCAAGCCACAGAAAGUAUUGAAACACGUCUCUGUAAAGUGGGAAACUCAUUCAGCGGUAAUUCAGAAAACUUGUUUGGUGAAAGAGCAACUUACCUUUCUUCUUUACUUUAUUAGUAUAAUUAUUGCAUUACAAAAGCAACAGUGUGUCGGAAAAAUGUACAUUUUGCUUCCUUUAACUUCUUCCUCAAUACUGGCCAUAGUUUAUGUUGUGUUUUGUUUGUGUUUGUGUUUGUUUUAGGUAGAACGAGUGACACAAACAGCACAUACAUACAUAGACACAAAUACACAAACACAUUUGUAUAUAUAUACAUAUAUAAGUAUAAGUAUUUAUAUAUAUAUAUGUACAGUAUAUUUAGUGUUAUGUUCUUGGGUCCUGCUGGUCUAGGAGAAAAACUAGAAGUUUAGUGUGACUGUGUGUCAUUCCUGUUUAGCUGAUAAUUUGAGCUUCACAUAAAAUCGGCAUCAAUAAAGCUGGAAAGACAGCACUGAAAAAUCAACGAGAUAGUCUGUGUAGAACCUCCAGUUUUGUAGAAGUGUGAUUAGUGUACAACUAAUCAAAUGCAAUAAGACUAAAGGCCCACAUUUAUUUUAAAAUUAAAAUAAUUUAUAUUUUUAAGAUAUAGUUAUAAAACAAUGAACUUUUAGAUAAAUAUAAUCACAUAGUUUUGUAUUUCAACAUGUGUACUUGUUGGAUUUGUUGGAUGGAUUUGUUAGACUACAUCCCAUCUACAUACAUUCAUUGUUGGAUUGCAUCGAUGCAUUCCAAGUAUUCUAAUCUUUAUUGUUGGAAUGCAUUGAUCCAAGUAUUGUUCUUUAAAUGUUUAUUCAACUUCAUCUAUUUCGUCCACCGCACCUUUCAACUCCUUCACAGUUUUAGCUAUUAAGACCAUUCAAAUAUUAGAAUCUUCAGCUUCUUCAGGAGAGGGAUGCUAUGAAUUUUCAGCUUUUUAGCUAAUUUAAUGAAUUACAUUAAAAUCAUUAACUUUUUUAACAUGGUUUCCAAUGGAGUUAAUUUUCAAAUCAUCUCAAAACUUUCUUCAACUUUUUCAGCAUUACCAAUCUUUCAGCUAGAGACACCAUUUCAACGAUGACAAAGGUAUAGAAAAAACAUCUUGUUGAUAUCUAUUCUACUUAUUUCAUAAUCACUAAUUAUGUUUCCUUAGUUUUUCAGUCAUCUUCUGUGUUUUACAUGGGUUUCAAUGUAGGGAGCUAGAGGGCAUCUUUGCAAUGUUCCGGAAAUCUAGAGUGAGCGAAGCAUCAGAUUUUGCUAAAAAAAAAAGAUGGCACUUUUGCCCUUAGGGCCACAAUAUCCACUUUUCAGGCUUCAUUUUUGGAUCAAAAUGAUGCCGUGCUUGUGCUGGACGGACUCAUGUGGGUAUGGAAUCCCAGAGUUAUUUACUUAUGUCCUGAAGAGCCCGAGAGUGAGACAAAGUCGGUCCCAAGCCCCAUGGGGUCCAAUACAAACCUGGCGACAUAUUUCUAAUAAAAACCAGAAGGUACACGUUUUGUUAAACUGCUAGUAGAGCCAUUUUAAGACACAGAGAGACAUGUAAACUACAGGGAGUGUUCGUCAGAGUCUUGUGUCUCUCAAAAUGAAAUUAUUUUUUGGAUACCCCUGAUAGUUUUCCUCCAGUGGACAUUUGUUUGAGGUGUGGAUUCUGUGUAAAUCGCUAUCUCUCUCGGCCCCUCUGAGCUCGUUAGUGACUGAUUUCAGAACCGUUGUUUCUAUUCAUCCAGCAAUGUUUACAAUUCAUAUCAGCUUUCAUUUCUGUUUUGUUUCAAAUUCAUAUGAGCUUCUCCCAUUUUUGUUUUUUUGCAAUUUUUGCUAAAUUAAUUUGAGCUUAUCCUAUUUCUAUUAUUUCAGCAUUGUUUAGAAUUUCAGCUUUUUUCAUUUCUGUUUUUUAGGCAACUUUCUGUAAUUUAAGUAAGUAAUUUCAGCUUUAAGCAUUCCAACGCAUUUUCAGCAGGAAAUGCAUUUUCUAGUUGUAAAUGUAUAUGUCCCUCUGUGCAAUGUGACGAACCAAAGAAUUGUUCUUUCUUAUAACAUAUAUAAAUGAAGGUAACUUUACUUUUAUCUCUUAGAAAUUAAAAAAUAGGCAUUCUUUUUGAGAAUCUAACACAUUUCAGGGAACCAUACUUGCUCUUUUGGUACAAACAUACUGCAUUACAGAUGAGAGGACAGGCCUUGUAAGAGGAAAGCUGUUGAUGGAAUGACAAGAGAAUAUAGGUGGAAAAUUAUAAAGAAAUUAAAAAAUGUUACAUGCGUCCCGUAAAAUAAUUCUAUUAUUUACAGACCAUCAACCUUGUAAAGAUGUUUGCUUCCAGAGAUCUAAAACUUACGCUGGCAUGGGUUCACGUGACCUCUCUUGGAAAACAUAAAUCCCAGUCCAAGCAAACAAACAUCAUUGCAGACUGAACAAUCACUGUUUCCAUAGGGAUAGUUUAAAUGAAAUUUACAUUUGAUGCAAGCAAGUAGGCUAAUCUGUAGAGAGGGAGUCCUCAGAGAAAGACAUUAGAGAUGAUAGGAAGAAAAGAGAUAAUAUUGGCAAAUAUUUAUUGUGUUUUCAAUCAUUCAUGCACCUCUAUUUCCAUCCGUUUGUGCUCUGCCUAAAGAAUAGUUACCUAAAGAAUACUGCACAAACACCGCAACAUAAGCAUGCAAAACAAAUGUGUCGUUGCUAUGAUGUGCACAAUACCUUCGGCGAUCAGGAAGCUUGUUUGACUGAGAGAGCUGUGCAGCAUGAUUGGAACUGAGACACCCAAAUGGAUGAAAACACCGUUCUCGCUUAUGAAGUAUUCUCUGAGACAGGACAAUGGCUGGUAAACGAGAAAAUGUUACGCUGCCAUAAUAAUAAUCACUCGGGUGUGUUUCUGUCAUCAGCAACUUCCUUGUCUGUGAUUCUUUUGUUGAGACAUCCUUUUGAGGAUGUGUUCACUUCUGUGAUUCUAUAAAUAUCCUCCUGGCCGUGCGAAAGGAGGGCCUGGUCCAGGAGGAAAGGUUCAGUUACAGCAAUGUCAUGGAGGAACAAACUUUAUUACAGAAAGCUCUGGUGACAGGAAAUGGAAGCUUACGGGAAACUACAAAUAGUCAUGCUGGUAUGUCAAAAUGUCAAAGUUACAAAGGGUAGUAUGACUUUCCGGAAUCAGGAAUCAGGUACUUCCAUUGCCGUACAAGGAAUUCGACAUGGCGGGUGGUGCAAUACAUUGCACAAUAAGACAAUGAGAGUGAGGGAUGUCAGAGUCAGUCAGUGGGGAACCCGGGCUCUGUUGAUGAGCCUGAUGGGAAGAAACUGUUUGUUUGGCGUGAGGUCUUGGUCCUGAUGGAGCGCAGCCUCCUGCCAGACACAAAGUUUCUUUCCGGGGUCAGUUGGCUACAAUCUCUCUUGCUCGCUUCAGGGUCCAAGAAGCGACGGCAGAUUGCAGCCGAUCACCCUCUCUGCAGAGCGGAUGACACGGUGCAGCAUACAAGACGGCGAUGGAGGAUGGACUCAACGACGUCGGUGUAGAAGUGCACCAUCAGUGUAUUUGUCAGGUUGAAUUUCUUCAGCUUUUUCUUGAGUCGUCUUUGUGAUGGAGCUAAUGUUCAGCUUCCACCUGAGGUCCUGGGUGAUGAUGGAGCCCAGGAAAUGGAAGGAGUCCACAGUAACGGGGGAGUCACAUGGGGUGAUGGGGGAAGGUGGGACUUCUUCCUCAAAUCCACCAUCUCCACGGUCCAGGUUGGACUCCACCCCCCCCUCCCCCAGAACGCAGCCUUGGGGGGAACCGGUGCUGAAGGCACUACUGAAGGCAAGAGCAACACAAGAACUCACUGUGGAGAUUCUUUAACAUUCAUCACAAAACAGUCAGAAAUGCAGUAUGUACAAAAUAGUAGACUCAUUUACCGAAAAGCAAUAGUAAAUGUAAAUGGUCACAACUAUUUCUUCUGUUGGAUAAAUGUUGACAACGGGAAAAUUGUACUUUUCUUUUCUUGAUUUUUCUGUUGUAGCCAUGCAAAUAAAAUGUCAGCUACAAGGGUUCAAACCAAUAAGCACAAUGUACAGUAUAAUGUCAUCAAGUAUCAAUGUCAUUUUCUUAAGAAACAAUAAGCCAACUACUGACACAUCAUAUUAUUUUCAGAAUUUUCCCUUCUUCAAUGAGUUAGUUAUCUAUGUUCAGCUCAUUAAAUAUCUGUGGCUGCCAUCACUGUUUGUGGAGAAAAUAUUGUUUUGUAAAGUUUCAUACUUUACUGCUGACUGUGUAGAAUUCUAUGUUUGUGUUUUCCUUUGUUGAAUGCAUAUAGCUAUUAAACUUUGACACAAAACGUAAUAUCACGGAAGAACCUACAGUAUAUGGAAAGGUCUAUGAUCCAAGCAACUUUCUCCUUUUACUGACUUUCGCUUAGCAAAAGAAAAUAACAGAAUGUCUUUGCCUCCCUUAGUUAACUGAAAUAAUUUUCCAUUGAAAACACUAAAUACACAUGAGGAACACAAUGAAUAAGUGCAAGCUCUGAGAUUACGCAAUGGCUGGAAACUGGGUUGUGGAUGGAAGUCUUAUACAACAGCACGCUCCAGUGUUAUGUUACGGCUGCAGUUAAGAAAAACACUUUUAUUGUUCAUUUCUCUGUGAGUUAUUUUCAUGGAACAUAAAGAAGAAAUGUCCACCAUUAUCUCCCAGGGGCCAAAAAUACAUUUUACAAUAGAAUAUUUUGACUGACCAACUCUAUAAAAUAGCCUUUAAAUAAUUUUAAUUAGAAACAGGGAGACGCAGCAAUGACAUUUAGUAGCAAGCUGGAUCCUAUUCGAGAAAGAAAUUGUAACUAAAAAAUGUUAUUAUAAGGGGGCAUGUAUAUUAUAUUAUGCUGCAUAUCAUGAUCAAGGUUUUGGGGAGGAUUACGUCACACUCAAUGCCAGUCACAACUUCAGGCUUUUUAUUCAUGAAUAGUCUUAAAGUCUAUUUCUCUUUAGCAAAAACGUA
Messenger RNA from Pungitius pungitius (ninespine stickleback), 8124 nucleotides. RefSeq names its product potassium voltage-gated channel subfamily B member 1-like. NCBI's taxonomy places the organism in Eukaryota, Metazoa, Chordata, Actinopteri, Perciformes, Gasterosteidae. Gene Ontology annotation, cellular component: membrane; voltage-gated potassium channel complex. Bases 416 to 2797 code for a protein of 793 amino acids. Gene Ontology annotation, molecular function: delayed rectifier potassium channel activity; protein binding. The record is from RefSeq and is a predicted model, not a curated record. The transcript is spliced from 3 exons. Gene Ontology annotation, biological process: potassium ion transmembrane transport; protein homooligomerization.